AUGUCCAAGAAGGUUUCUAUCAUAGGUAAUGGAAACUGGGGCACUGCAAUAGGCAGGCUUCUGGCAAGCAACACGAUGGAAAGCAGCAUAUUUGAAAAGGACGUCAGGAUGUGGGGAUAUAGAGAGGAAUUUGAGGGGAGAAUCCUAAGCGACAUUAUAAACAGCGAGAGAAACAAUCCGAAGUACUUGCCAGGAAUCCAUCUUCCCGAGAACCUUAAGGCUGUUGAAGACAUAUGCACCCUUUCUGACUCGGAUGUGCUUGUUUUUGCUCUUCCCCAUCAAUAUAUAAAGGCCAUAGAACCUUUAAAGGGAUUGGUGAAGAGCAACUGCAUUGGGGUGUCGUUGACAAAAGGAUUUAUUGGCGCAGAAGAUGGAGACAUAGAUCUGGUGAGUAGGUCUAUUCACAGGAUUCUAAACAUAAAUGUAAGCGUGGUGAUGGGAGCAAAUAUCGCCGACCAAGUUGCACGAGACAUGAUAAGCGAAGGGACAUUGGGGUAUACAGAUGAGGAUGCAGCCGACAUAGUUUACAAACUCUUUAAUAGUUACACAUACAGGAUCACAAAAAUCAAGGAUGUCUAUGGAGUGGAAAUCUCUGGAGCCUUGAAAAACAUUGUUUCCAUGGGAUAUGGCUUUGCAGAAGGACUAGGUUACUGCUGCAAUACAAAGGUCGCCAUAUUCAGGAACGGAUUUGCCGAAAUGAGAAAGUUCUUCAAAUUUUUCUACCCGAUGGCAACAAUAGAGUCCCUGUUUCAGUCAUCUGGAGUGGGGGAUCUUCUUGUAUCAUGCAUUUCGGGAAGAAACUUCAAAUGUGCAAAGCUUAUGGCAGAAAAAAGAAUGAGCUUAAAAGAGGCCGAGGACACCAUGUGUUUUACAAAGCUCCAGGGGCCAAACACAGCUCUUAUUGUAUACAAUUACCUGAAAAGACAAAAGAGAACUGAUGAGUUUCCUCUCAUAAGCACUGUGUACAGAAUAUGCUAUGAAGAUAAGGGAUACGAUUCCAUUUUGGAGUGUAUUUCUUCCGAGUCUAUUGAACAAUAA
This is a messenger RNA of Encephalitozoon intestinalis ATCC 50506, 1038 nucleotides long. Its product is annotated as glycerol 3-phosphate dehydrogenase. Gene Ontology annotation, cellular component: cytosol; glycerol-3-phosphate dehydrogenase (FAD) complex. The coding region runs from base 1 to 1038 and encodes 345 amino acids. The transcript has a single exon. Gene Ontology annotation, molecular function: glycerol-3-phosphate dehydrogenase [NAD(P)+] activity; protein homodimerization activity; NAD binding. Lineage: Eukaryota; Fungi; Microsporidia; Unikaryonidae. The record is from RefSeq and is a predicted model, not a curated record. Gene Ontology annotation, biological process: carbohydrate metabolic process; glycerol-3-phosphate catabolic process.